AAGACAUGUUUUACGAUAAGCAUGCGACAGAAGGUUUUUAGUUAUGGGCACAGUUUGGUAUUUAUUUGUUUUAUCAGUGUCAGUUGCUCUAGUAAGCACCGCUGUCGUGUUGAAAUUCAUAAAUAAAACAUGUGAUCAAUCGAAUACUUUUUUACAAACUUUUGGCGGAUCUUUACAAGACUGUAUGAACGAGUGCGACAGGCGGUCACGAUGUAAAACCAUAAUGUUCAGGCGAGGAAUGGGUCAUUGCAGUUUAAAGGAAAACGUUGUCGUCAGUUCCUUACGGGACAUAGAACCCCUGUGCAUGUAUCUAAAGAAAACAGACUGGCUGCCCUCGUAUUUAGGGCCAUGCAACCAAAGUCAAUGCGGAGAAACAGAAAAAUGUGUAAAGUCUAAGGAAAAUCCGAAGAUAUUUAGGUGUCUGAAAUCGGAAUGUCGGCAACCUACCUAUAUUGCACAAACAUAUUUGACAUCGAAUAAGAAAAGCGUAGGGUCUGUUAACAGAUACAAAUGCAAAUCCGGCUACACGGGUUUUGGUGCAGCUUCCAUCACGUGCAAAGACGACGCAACGUGGUCAACAACUAAUUUUCAUUGCUUGAAAAACUGCAAGAAACCUAAAACAGUUUACAAUGGUGUACUAUCACGUGUAGAAAAUGGUGGACGAUUCACUUUCUUCGAAGGGACUGUUCUUCACUUUACGUGCGGAGAGAAUUUUCAGGGAAAUGGACAGGUCUCGAAUAGCACGUGUAAAAAUGGUGCCUGGUCUCCAAACAGGCUUCAGUGUUGUGACAACGGAACUGAGCUUUGGCCCUGGUGGUGGAGGUGUACAUUUUACACAGGAUUAGUUAGCUCCUACGGUGAAGCAAGUUCUAUAUGUUCAGCAAAGAAUUACCAUAGGACAAGUUUCGAUGCAGCCCUGGCAAAAAGUAUGAUCCAGCGGUAUGGUGGAAACGAUCUACAAUUAUUAACUACUGAGACGAAAACUUACUUGUCACAGAGAUUUAAUUUCACAGCGUGUCUGGAAAGUGAGAAGGUUGCAAAUUCGAGUCAGUACGAGAAUUUUACAUACGACGAAAUGGUUGAAUUCAUCAGGAAUCAAAACUUGACUGAUGGAGAAUGCAGAAAGGUAAAUGAGUGGGAACCAGGACAGCCGGAUGGAGGAACCAGUGAAACCUGUAUCGCGAGAAGCAAUGCAUCCAGCUAUCUCUUUUAUGACGUGAUGUGUUAUAACUUGCAAGAUACCGGUGUUGGAGCAGUUUGUCACAAAGAUUUGCCUGUUAUAUAGAACUUGGCCAAUGGAUGGAUGGAUGGAUGGUCGAUCGAUCAUAUGUUUUACCUAGUAGUUUUAUAUUUUUUAACAAUGCAAAAUAAAUCAAUUGUCCACUGGAAAAUACAGAGAAAAAAUUAUUUCAAUCAAGCAUAUUAUUUUAUUUAUUCUACCCUUUUUGUCGGAAAUAUGCUCAAUUUGGCCGCAUUCAGCUAAGCGGAAUUCACAACAUUAGUAAAAUAAAGUAUAUAAAACUAAAAAGUAAUCUGAAUGUCUGGUUUAAUCAGUAACGGAAACAAACUAAAACAAUAAGAUAAUUUGAGAGUUAAAUAACUUACUACAGAGUCUAGCUGUGUCCUAAUUAUUCUUGUUUGAAUUGUAUGUAUAUAUGUUUUGUCUUUGAUAUCAACACACGCUCCUUAUUUGAACAUGUUAUAAGUAAACCACUGUGGUUUCUUAGCCCUUUGAGAUGAGAUGAACGCCGGCCAUUGGUUCAGUUUAAAACCUUUAAUUAUCAAUGCAACCUUAGUAUUAACAUAUGUCGAUGCUCGUUCUUAUAAAUUAUCUUUGGUGAAUGUGCCUUGAGCAGAUCAAGACUUCUUUCUUAUAACACGCACAAGAAUGUAUUUAUGUAUGUAUAUAUGUAUGUAUGUAUAUAUGUAGGUAUGUAUGUACUAUGUAUAUUUCGAUGCAACCGGAAUAGA
Mercenaria mercenaria is the source of this 1971-nucleotide messenger RNA. RefSeq lists its product as uncharacterized. The record is from RefSeq and is a predicted model, not a curated record. The transcript has 2 exons. NCBI's taxonomy places the organism in Eukaryota, Metazoa, Mollusca, Bivalvia, Venerida, Veneridae. The coding region runs from base 44 to 1285 and encodes 413 amino acids.